This is a messenger RNA of Marmota monax (woodchuck), 12064 nucleotides long. It is a transcript of the gene Cgnl1, whose product is annotated as cingulin like 1. The record is from RefSeq and is a predicted model, not a curated record. Gene Ontology annotation, cellular component: myosin complex. Lineage: Eukaryota; Metazoa; Chordata; Mammalia; Rodentia; Sciuridae. The transcript has 19 exons. The coding region runs from base 136 to 4032 and encodes 1298 amino acids.
GCGGGCGGGCGGCUGCGGGGCGGGGCGCGGUCUCGCUCGGCCUCCUGGCGGCGCCGCGGCCCUUGCACUCCGGCCGGGCUCUGGGGCUGCAACGGGAGCUGGACUCGGGAGGCGGCGGCGCUGGGACAGUGAAGCAUGGAGCUGUAUUUCGGUGAAUACCAACAUGUGCAGCAGGAAUAUGGCGUCCACCUACGGCUUGCAAGUGAUGAGACCAAAAAGUCAAGAAAUUCCCAGCACUCCAAGGCAGGCUCCUAUGGGGUCAGUAUUAGGGUCCAGGGAAUCGACGGCCAUCCCUACAUAGUUCUGAACAACACAGAGAGGUGUCUUGCUGGCACAUCCUUUCCUGAAAAUGGGCCAUCAUUUCCACCUCCACUGAUAAAUCACCUGCCCCCCCAUUCUAGCAAUGGGUCUGUGCUAAAGGAGAACAGCGGAGAAGAAUUACAGCUCCCAGAAAACCCAUAUGCCCAACCCAGCCCAGUAAGAAACCUGAAACAGCCCCCUUUCCAUGAGGGCAAGAAUGGAGUUCUAGAACACAAAGAUGGGCCCAUGAAGCCAUCCCACGUGCUGAACUUUCAGAGGCAUCCGGAGCUUCUGCAGCCCUAUGACCCUGAAAAGAAUGAGCUGAACUUACCAAAUCACCAACCUCCUGAAAGUAAUUGGCUAAAAAAUUUAACAGAAGAAGGUACCAAUAAUAAGAAGGCUUGGACUUACUUUCCCAAACCUGGCAGUUCCCAGCCUUCCAGCCCUCCCUUGGAAUCCAAUGUGACAGCCAUUCGUCUGUGCAGCUCUGUGGUCAUUGAAGACCCCAAAAAGCAGACCUCAGUGUGCGUGAAUGUUCAGAGCUGCACCAAGGAGAGGGUGGGAGAGGAGGCUGUUUCCCCUAGUGAGAGGUCCCUAGCUGCCCACAGCCCACAUGCCCACCCCGAAACCAAGAAAACCAGGCCAGAUGUUCUUCCCUUCCGUCGACAAGAUUCAGCGGGACCGGUCCUGGAUGGAGGUCGGUCACGGAGGUCGUCCUCGUCAUCCACGACUCCCACUUCAGCCACCUCCUUGUACAGAUUUUUACUUGAUGAUCAGGAAUGUGCCAUCCAUGCUGACAACGUCAAUCGUCAUGAAAACAGAAGGUACAUCCCCUUCUUGCCAGGAACUGGGCGGGAUAUUGAUACGGGAUCAAUUCCUGGUGUGGAUCAGUUAAUUGAAAAGUUUGAUCAAAAACCUGGGCUUCAGAGAAGAGGAAGAUCUGGAAAACGAAACAGAAUCAACCCAGAUGACAGGAAAAGAUCCCGCAGCGUGGAUAGUGCCUUUCCUUUUGGUCUUCAGGGGAACUCGGAGUACCUAACCGAAUUUAGUAGGAACUUGGGCAAGUCUAGCGAACACCUCCUCCGUCCCUCCCAGGUGUGCCCGCAGAGGCCGGCGUCUCAAGAACACCGAGGGAAGCAAAGUGUGGGCCGCACCUUUGCCAAACUGCAGGGAGCCACUCGGGGCGCUCAGAGCGCCCUCCCCAGGCCUCAGCAGAACAAAGAUGGGAAAGUGGCUGAAAACAAAGGAAGUCCGGAAAGCAUGGUGAUUCCUGUGUCCUCCCUUCCCGCACAGAGUAAAAAGGAAGAAGAAAUAAAAACAGCCACUGCUACCUUGAUGUUACAGAACCGGGUGGUGCCAACCUCACCCGAUUCUGGUGCCAAGAAAAUUUCUGUGAAGACGUUUUCUUCCAGCUCAAACACUCAGGCCACACCAGAUCUCCUGAAGGGCCAGCAGGAGCUCACUCAACAAACCAACGAGGAGACCGCCAAGCAGAUACUUUAUAAUUACCUCAAAGAAGGAAGUACGGACAAUGAGGAUGCUACCAAAAGGAAAGUCAACUUGGUUUUUGAGAAAAUCCAGACCUUAAAGUCACGAGCAGCCGGGAGCGCACAAGGAAAUAAUCAAGCUUCUAACUCAUCAUCUGAAGUCAAAGACCUAUUGGAACAGAAAAACAAGUUGACCUUAGAAGUGGCUGAACUUCAGAGGCAGCUUCAACUAGAGGUCAAGAAUCAACAAAACAUCAAAGAAGAGAGAGAGAGGAUGCGGGCAGACUUGGAAAAGCUGCAAAGCCAAUGUGACAGUAAGGUGGAAGAGAACUCCACAUUGCAGCAGCGACUGGAAGAAAGCGAAGGGGAGCUCCGGAAGAACCUGGAGGAGCUCUUCCAGGUGAAGAUGGAACGAGAACAGCACCAGACGGAGAUCAGGGACCUCCAGGACCAGCUCUCAGAAAUGCAUGAUGAGCUGGACAGUGCUAAGCAGUCUGAAGACAGGGAGAAGGGGGCGCUGAUAGAGGAGCUCCUCCAGGCAAAACAGGAUCUUCAAGAUCUGCUGAUCGCCAAGGAGGAGCAGGAAGACCUCUUGAGAAAGCGGGAGCGUGAACUCACGGCCCUCAAGGGUGCUCUGAAAGAAGAGGUUUCCAGCCACGACCAGGAGAUGGACAAGCUGAAGGAACAAUAUGAUGCCGAGCUGCAGGCCCUGAGGGAGAGCGUGGAGGAGGCCACAAAGAAUGUUGAGGUCCUGGCCAGCCGGAGCAAUGCUUCAGAGCAAAGCCAGGUGGGAGCUGCCAUCCGCGAGAAGGCUUUAAAGGAGGAGAACGAGAAGCUGCGGGAAAGAAUUGGAGAGCUGGAGCGGAGAAUGGCUCAGCUGCAGAGGCAGAUGGAGGACGUGAAGGGUGAUGAAGCCCAAGCGAAGGAAACGCUCAAGAAGUGCCAGGGUGAAAUGCAGCAGCUGGAGGAGGCCCUUGUGCGUACCAAAAAGGAAGAAAAAGAAGCCAUGUCAGCCAGAAGGAUCCUAGAGAGUGAGCUUGCAGAUGCUCAGAGAGAUCUCAGUCAGAUCACCCAGAAGCAGAAGCAUCUGUCUGAGAAGCUACAUGAUGAGACUGAGCAGAAGGAACAGUUGAGAAAGCAGAAGAACGAGAUGGAGAAGGAGCGCUGGCACCUUGACCAAACCAUUGAGAAGCUACAGAAGGAGAUGGCUGACAUUGUUGAGGCGUCCCGCACAUCAACGCUGGAACUCCAGAACCAGCUGGAUGAGUAUAAAGAGAAAAAUCGCAGGGAGCUUGCAGAAAUGCAAAGGCAGUUGAAGGAAAAAACCCUAGAGGCAGAAAAGUCCCGGCUGGCAACCAUGAAAAUGCAAGAUGAGAUGCGGUCAAUGGAGGAAGAGUUACGGGACUACCAGCGAGCUCAGGAUGAAGCACUCACAAAAAGACAGCUUCUGGAGCAGACACUGAAGGACCUGGAAUACGAGCUGGAGGCCAAGAGUCACCUCAAAGACGACCGCAGCAGACUCCUCAAACAGAUGGAGGACAAGGUGUCCCAACUGGAGAUGGAACUAGAAGAAGAAAGAAACAACUCGGAUUUGCUGUCUGAGAGAAUCACUCGGAGCAGGGAACAGAUGGAGCAGAUGAGGAAUGAGCUACUUCAGGAGAGAGCUGUGAGGCAAGACUUGGAGUGUGACAAGAUUUCCCUGGAGAGACAGAACAAGGACUUAAAGAGUCGGAUUAUCCAUCUGGAAGGUUCCUACAGGUCCAGUAAAGAAGGGCUGGUGGUGCAAAUGGAGGCCAGGAUUGCAGAACUGGAGGACCGUCUGGAGAGUGAGGAGAGGGACCGGGCCAGCCUACAGCUCAGCAACCGAAGGCUGGAGCGGAAAGUGAAGGAGCUGGUGAUGCAGGUGGACGAUGAGCAUCUGUCGCUGACCGAUCAGAAGGACCAGCUGAGCUUGCGCCUGAAAGCAAUGAAGCGACAGGUAGAGGAGGCUGAGGAGGAAAUCGACAGACUGGAAAGUUCUAAGAAGAAGCUGCAGAGGGAGCUGGAGGAGCAGAUAGAUGUGAACGAGCAGCUGCAGGGGCAGCUCAAUUCCAUGAAGAAGGACUUAAGACUUAAGAAGCUGCCCAGUAAAGUGCUGGAUGACAUGGACGACGAUGACGACCUCAGCACCGAUGGGGGAAGCCUCUAUGAGGCACCACUGAGCUACUCCCUUCCCAAGGACAGCACCGCCACCAGCCAGAUCUGAGUCCACGUCCAGGGCUGAAGUGGCCCAUCCUUCCUAACGGACACUGCAGCCAUCCAAAGCAGAAGGAAGUGUGUCUCGAGCUGAGACCCACCACUUCCUUUUCACACCACAUGCUGGUUCCUCAACCUUAUAUUCCUCCCUAGGGUCUCUCUGAGGUCCAGUGGCUCUUGAAUCUUAUGGAGCUAUUGCAAUUUAAAACAAGGAAGAGAAGCCAGCACCCAAUGGGGCAUUUUCAAAAAUAUAAUUUGAUAGGCUGAAGGCCCCGUUCUGCACAGCCGUUUUCCAUGGCCACUUUCAUUGGCUGCUUCUGCCCUCCUCUCCUUUGCCAAGAGAAAGGGUCCGAAAUGCUAGUUAUUAUUAACAGUCACUGUGCGGAUAAGGAAGUGACAUGUAGACUGUACAUAUUUUAACCAGACCUUCUCACAGACUGCUGCUGUUCCAUUUUGGAAUAUGCCAGAGCCUUUGUAGGGUGGCUAAUUUGUGAAGUUCACACACUAUAUUGAGUAUUCUUUCUUAAAAUAUGAAGCUACUAGGUUUUAAGUGUUAAAGAGUAGAGAGAGGACGGAGAAUGAAGACCACUUUUAAAAUCAGAGUUGGACAAAAGGAAUUGACAUAGUGACAGUGGAUAAUCAGUACUGCGAGUCGGUAUUCAGGUGAUCUGGGUAAACAGCUUGCUGAUAGAAGGUCGCUUACCUGUAGGCUGUAUCUAUGACCUUGGCUACUUAUUUUACCUAAAAUUAUAGUUUCUGAACCAUGCUAAGACCAGUGCCCAGUCACCACUUUCUUUUAUACAGGUGGGGAGGGGAGACUUGUAUGCAGGGUUUUUAACAAGUGGUGUGAUUUCUGUAAGGAUGGGGCCCCGUUGUCAUGUCUCCUUCCUCCCCCCACUGCCCUUGGGCCUGGGAUGGGGAAAAUAGCAGGGCACAGGGAGACAGGGUUCCUGGGCUUCAGUGACAGGACAGGGCUGGUUAAGUGAUGAAGGAAGGGGGAGAUGGGUUGUGUGUGUGGGAUUAGUGUGAGGAAGACAGAAGUUCUUGAAAGCUGGGGCAUGUGUAGACAAGAGGUAGGUUGAGCUGGAGCUCAGAUGGACGUCAAGGAGGGAGGAAAGAAUGGCAUGAUAUGCAAACUGAGGUCUUCUUUCACCCUCCUGCAAGCAGUGACAGGGAAUGGGUGAGGUCUGGGGCAAGUCACGGAGCCCACUCAGCAGGGUUCAGAGUGAUGGGCCCAGUUGAAGGAUGAGUGUCUGGAGCCAGAGAACCAAGCCCUUCUCCACCUCCAGGGUUACUGUCCCCUCACCAUGGCUGGGGGUGGUUCUUGCCUCUGCUUACCCUCUGGGUGUGGACAGAUUCUUCCUUUUAGCCAUUAACCCAUUUAGCAAGUACGUCCUGGGCAUUUGUGAUACAUCAGGUGCAGUCCUUGGCCCUGGGACCUCAGCAGUGACGAGAACUCCUCCCCUCCUGGAGUUCAAGGAAGAGGGCAACAGAGAAUAAUCAAGCUGACACAGGGCUGAGCACCUCCAUGCCCAGCCCCACAUCCCUCUGUCUUCUUGGGGAACGUGACUAGUCUGAAGUCACACUGGGAGGGGUCUUCCUUUCUCUGCUGCAUUACUAUCCAUUUGCCAAUGAGCCUGCCCAGAAAUGCCUUGGCCUACUCUGAACUCCAGACAGCACACCUGAGGACUUCGGGAGGGAGCAUCUGAUUUGCUCCUUAUUCUGGUUAAUUCUUUCUGGUAGCUGUGAGGCUGGCAACAAGAAGCAAAAGUGCUCCUCAAGAGAAGCAAAGCCACCAUUCCAAACACACACAUUACCACCCAGAUAAGAGGCCUCUAAACCUGUGAAUGAUUGCACAUUCCUAAGCUAUAAUGGAGUUGGCAUGCAAUACAGCAGGUUGGGAAGCUACUGGAAGGGAUUGACUGGACUGAGAUUUAGGGAGGUUUUUUUUUUUUUUUUUUUUUCAAGUCCCAGCUCAUCUCAUUACCCAUGACCUUAACAGGGUGCUGCCUGGGACAAGAUGACGAUUAGACCCAGGUCCUUCCUAGUGUGAAUAUGCUAUCAUUAUUUGAUUUUAUUAUAUAUACAUAUUUUUUUGUCUAUUGCUUUAAAAACUAACCCUGCUCAAGAGUUUUCUUUAGCUAGCUUGAAGAAAAUAUUUUAUGUAAAAACAAAUAUGUGGCCAAAUGCAAUGUUGAGACAAUCACCAUAUAUCUAUUAUAUUUUUCCCUGCUUUGAAGUGUCCUUCUAUCAUGCCAAUUGGCUUAUUCUGUUGGUUUUCUGCUUUCGGGUAUGGUUUGGUUGCUUUUUGUUGUCAUGGGGAAGAGAUGUUCUUAUUGUGGCUACCUCCAUGUAAGAUUUCCUUUCAAUAAACAGCAUCAUCCAAUGGGAAUCGUGCCUCUUCCACUAUUUUUGCUACUUUAUUUUCUCCAGAACUUUUUUUAGGGGGGAAAGAGGGUAAGUACUGGGAAUUGAACUCAGGGGCACUCGACCACUGAGCCACAUCCCCAGCCCUACUUUGUAUUUUAUUUAGAGACAGGGUCUCAUUAAGUUGCUUAGUGCCUUGCUUUUGCUGAGGCUGCCUUUGAACUUGUGAUCCUCCUGCCUCAGCCUUUCAAGCUACUGGGAUUACAGGGAUGCACCACCAGGCAGAACUUGAUUCUGUGUUCUUCAAGAAACUGUCAAGGUGACUCUAGUUGGGAUCUACUGGAGGAAGGAGAAUUUAGACGCUUCCUGCCCUGGGACCAGCUUCUGAAAUAGAAAGGUGGGGGAGUGUUCUGUGGUGGAUGCUUAGGGAAUGAGUGGUGCUGGAUGGUUGUGUUGCUCUGGGAAAUCCACACUGCCCAUACCAGGAAAUGGCAAAGGGAGAAGCAUUAUUAUUUCCAUAAUAAGCAAGCACCUUGGUUUCUUCCUUUCCCUAAACUCAGGUGGGUUCUCCUGCCAUCACAGGAGAACCUGUGAUGCACCAUCUCUCUCCACCUCAUGGUAGGCAACAGUGGGCACCAUGGUCUCCGUUUUAUAGGAAACCAAAGAAGGUUUUCCGCCCUCUCUUCUGGAGACUUCUCUAGGUAAGCCCUGGCUUCUCUUGGCUGGCUCUGGGCAUUUCUCCACUGCUCCCUGCUCCGGGCAGCAUUUUGAGUUGUGCUCUCCUGGGACUUGGGUGAGCUCCUGUCCUCGGGCUCCAGUUCUAAAGGUGGCCAUGGCUUGCUGCUUCUCAGCACCCCUGGUGGUUUCCACUGCCCUUCCCAUCCUCCAUAGCUGCCACUGCAGUUGACUGCCGAUUCCUGCCCAGAGCUCCAUCAUGGUCCCUGUCAACGUAAAUGUGUUGAUCUUUCAGAUAACCAGCCAUUCAUUUCCCUCAUUCUAAGUAGAAGGAGCAUCCCAAAUGCAAAUGAGAUGUUCUAAUUUUAAUAAGUCCUUCAGGCCUUUUUAUAAAUUCUGUUUACUUUUUUUUUAAGUCAUGUAUAUUGAGAUAUAAUUUUAUAGUGAAAGUCACCCCUUGAUAUUUUCUUUUGAAACUAUUUAGACCCCUUUUUGACCCCAGCAUCCAUUUGGGGGUUGGGAUUCUGAGUGGCACCUGUCCCUCAGGCUGACAGGAGGAAUGUGAUUAGGAGCCCACAGCCAAAGGCAGAAAAUCCUUCUGGGACUGCCUUUGGCUUCUUCCGCAUUCUCUGCUCCACAUUCUCUGCAUUCCUUCCUUGGCCUGGCCCAUAGUAACAGGGAGCCUGUCUUAGUUGGGAGACUGUUGUUAGUUAUUUUUCUGUUCUAAAUUUUUAAAUGGUAGGGAAAAAUGACUGGACAACAAGUUUCUAUCAGGAGCUUAACAGUCCCAAAUCCAGAAAUCUAGGCUCUGCAGAAAAAUCACCAUGCCUAAGUCCUGGUCUCAGACCUGUUAGAUACACAGUGUCCAAUGUCAUCCCUGAUUUUCACAUGUGAGCCAAGGCCCAGCCAAGCCUCCACCCAUGAAGAAGAUUGGAGUAUGAGCCAUGCUGAGCUCAGCAAGGCUGGAGAAUGUGCCUGAGCAGUUCAGAAAUACAUUCCACAAUACGUAUUGUGUGCAGAGAGGAUGACAAACUGCCCACGUGCAGAAUCUUACUUGGUCUUACCAGAUUGUCAGCAAUGCUUAUGGUCUGCGAAUGUGAUUUUAAAGGUUUGAUGGGUAAACACAAAACAAUUUUGGAGAAGGCAGAAACUUUGGCAGUAAGGAAUUUGAGUCUCUGGAAAGUUGGGCUUUUUACUGUUGGUAGAAUAGAACUUGCGAGCAUAGGCCUUGUGCUAACACUAAACAAAGUUUAAGCCCCAGGCUAGGACCUUUGGAACUUACAGUAUACAAAAGUGGUGGUGACUAAACUAAAUGGAAAUUAGGUAUAAAAGAAGUCCUUUAUUGUUAGGGUCUGUAAACAAGUCAGGAUGGCGCCUGGUAUUUUGCCAGAGGGAGUGGUUUGUGAAGUAACGCCAGCGAGCCAUUAAGUGUGGAGAUUCCUUAUUGGUUGACUGCUGUAUUGAGCUUAUGUUAAUUAAGAUAAGCUGUGUGGAAUGUAUAUAUACCACUCCUGUCCUACAAUAAAUGGCUCCCACUCUUGCUGUAUCAAUCUACACAAGUUGCUUGUCACCCCCCAGUUAUUUUGCUGCAGCCGGACUGCGGCACUUUAUAUAUUUAUGCCAGGCAAAAUUUAUCUGUUCUUCCUGUGCUUUGCUAGCCCUAUCUGUAGUCAGGACCCAGUUUUCAAGAUCACGUACAGUUCAAUGGCUAACCUAUUUAACACUUAGCUGAUACCAGGCAUUGUCUAAACACACUACAUGGAUGGACUCAUUUGAUCUUAAUGACACCCCCACCCCCAGUGGGUACUGUUGUGACAAGCAAGGCACCCUAGGCAGAGGGAGGGCAUGUGGCACUGUAUUGUACCCUGGGUCUGGCUCUGGAGCUCACACUCUGCAACCUCCCCCGACCUCCCAUUGCCUGGAGCUUCACUUGUGGGUUUCUAUGCAGCCUGACAGCCUGCUCCACUCAGCAGUGCCAUUGGAGGCAAGUGGAACUCAAAGAGCCUUUGAAGCCACAGACCUCAUGGAUGUAGCUGUUUGUGUGUUUUUAGCUGUUCUUCUAACCUGCCAUCUGGCGCCAUUUUUGUGACUGGGAUUUUGGAGCUCUCAUUUUAUCUUUAAUCUUCCCUGCAGCAGUGCUGACUUAGUUCUGAGCCUUAUCUGGGUAGCAUGGCUGUUCUUGGGGGUCAUCAGGGCUCUCAGUGUAGGGUGGUCUUUUGGCAACACUAUCAAGUCCCUGAGUUUAGGUGGCUCAUAGGGAAUACGUGCCCUCCCAACCCCCAGACUGCUCUGUGAUGACAACCCUCUGUAAGUUUAUCAUGCUAGCCCAUGCAUGCUAGCCUGACAUUCAGAACUGCACUUGCAAACUGAAAUCAUCAGAUUGUCCCUAACAGAGCAAUCAAGAGAAGUCAUUCUCAAACCUCCCACCCCAGGGCAAUAUGGGAUUUGUGGGUAGAGUCUGGAAACCCUAGGCUUGGGGGCAGUGGACUGCCUUCCUAGAGGUGGCAACACAGUCUCUACUAAGCUAGGGGAAUGGUCACAGUAGGAGUGGGCUCUGGGGGCAUAGAAAGCUUGAAGAUUUAGGGCUGUGUGGCAGCUGAUCUUGAAAUGAGAUAGAUCUGUCCCCAGCCUUUCCCAGGAGUAAUGGGAUGUCAUCUGUGGAAACUGGUCUGACCCUGGGUGCCUCGUGGUGUGUUUUUGGAGGGGUUGUAUGCACAGGUGGGAGAUGGAAUCAACCUACAAAACAGAAGCCAAUCCCUUUAGGACCUUACCCAGAGACUUGACAUCAAUUAAUCUCCUUUGCCCUGGAAAUGGACCUGGUGGUAUUUUGGGGGCAGUAGGAGUGAUUCUUUAUUAAUGCCUAACAGAGCAAAUGCUGCAAUGAGCAAACCCCGUGACCAGAAAUCCCUGCACUUUACUUGAUUUCAUCUGCUCCCUAUGAGGUGGGUGGUGUUACCCCUUUUACUUGUUCUGGAACAUGUGCAGAAAGACAACAUGCCAAGUCAUCAACUAGUAAACCAUGGGGUAGGAUAAAGUCCCGUUCUGCUGCUCCUAGUAAUCCAGAUUUUCCCUGUAUGUGGCCAUGCUCAUCAUGCUGUCCCUCCAAAAUAGUCACUGCUGAUGUCUUUAGCUGAGGACAUUGGCGUGAAGUCUCACUGAGUCAUAGUCCCUGGCCUCCUGGUACUCUGCCCUUGGAGCCUGAGGCCUGCUCCAAGGGAAGGCAGCCACCUGCCUCUCUUUUCUACAAGCCACUUCCCCCAGCUGCUGGCUGGCCUUGCUGCAUUCCAGCUGCCUGGCCCUUCCAGACAGCUUUGUUUUCUAGGAAAGGUCUUGGAGAUUAAGACAAAGCAGGUGCCUCCAGUUGAAUGCCCUCCUGCCUUUGAAAGGGCCUGGCUGAUAAGCCUGCCAGUCUAGCCUCUCGGUCUCCUGGAUCUGAUCUCUAUGGUUAGGCUGUCUUGUCUUUCAUCUGGCCCUGCCUAUCACUGGGCAUGUAGACCCGGGCUCUUUGGAGCCAGGUACAAGGCUCCCUGCAGAGCCAGGCAAGGGGUCGGUCAACAGUGCCCAAGCUCCCUCUGGGACUCCUAGCUCCUCCGUGCCCCUGUGUGUUCUCUCUGGAGAGACUUCUGGCAUUUGGAUAAUAAACUAGAAAACUGAACUGGCUUCCAUUCAAACUGCCUGCACCCCCUUCCUAUGACCUAGGAAUCACACAGCUCUGGCCCUCCUGAGGGUUUCUGACUUACAUGUGGAUGGCUUCCUUAACCCGGCUGGUUUUCUGAAACAGGAUUUUAGAGGAAGUAAGUCACUCUAUUCUCUUUCCACUUCCUGUCAAAUUUUUUCACUUUUGUCGGAAUGUUUCAAUGCUGCUGGAUCCUAAAAUUGUGGUGCAAAAAUGUCUGGGGGCUUACCAUGUCCUGUGGAAAGGCUGGGGUGCCCAAGGUCACCAGGGCUGUCCAUUCCUUGUGAGAGUCAGAGGCAUGUGGGCUGGAAGCAUUGUCCUGCCCGCAUCCUACCUGGGUGGUUGAGACGGAGUUCCUCCGUGUGAAGUAGGCUGGGGGCGAAAUCAAGCCAAGGAAAAAGAAGGCGACGGAAAGACCACACAACAGGGAAGUAAUUUUGAAAAGCCUGGACAGGACGGCUCUAUGACCUUAGUGAUCGAGCUUCCACACUGGGGAGAGAGGGAGAGAGAGCCCAUGUUUGCUUUAUUAUAUAUGCGGGAAACUUCUGUUUUUCCACAGAGUGUUCUUCUGCCAAAUAAAGUAGGAGGUGGGCUGUCCAGGCCCAAUAGGUCACCACAGUUCUGGAGCUAGAGAGCAGCCUUCCUAGCCAAGCCAAGACUGAAGUCACGCGCAUUGCAUAAUCCAUUAAGGGCGAGGGGCCACAAAAUAGCUGCAAUGCUAGAUCAAAAUCUUCUUGGCUGAAGGCCAGUGAUGAUGCUAAAUAGCUCAGGAGUGGUUUUUCCACAGCACUGUACUUCCCCUGGUCAUCAAAAGGGAUGUGUGCUUCUGAGAAGUACCAGCCUAGAUCCAGAGCUUGCUUCCCAGAUAUUGAGACCAGUGUGUGGACUUAGUCCCAGUGACUCAGCUACCAACAUCUGCAACCUCAGAGAGCUCCAAAUGGGGAAGACAAAAAUAGGCAAGGUAGCAAAGCAUGACAUCUAAUCUCUGGGAAUUUUAAAUUGGGGAUUUGGGUUUAGUUUUAUUGAGAAAUUAGGGUUUUCACCACCCAGAAUUUAAGAGUGGUUAGCAAUUAUUCAUAUAUGCUUCACAUUUUUAAAUAAAAGAAAAAAUUACAGAUAAUGUUGAAGAUUCCCCUUUGUUCCUCACUCUGCCUCAUCCAUUUAUCUCCCUCUUAAAGGCAGCCUCUAUUCUCAAUCUGGUGUGAAUUAUAUUCAGCGUUAUGUAUUUUUUCAUCUAUGUAUCCAUGAACACUGAUAUUUUUGUGUUUAAAAUUUUAUGUGCAUAUUAUUCUGUGUUCUUUCACAUUAAAAUUAUGAUUUUUGA